Messenger RNA from Ictalurus punctatus (channel catfish), 835 nucleotides. It is a transcript of the gene rpl6, whose product is annotated as ribosomal protein L6. Gene Ontology annotation, biological process: translation. The transcript has 6 exons. Gene Ontology annotation, cellular component: ribosome. The record is from RefSeq and is a predicted model, not a curated record. Gene Ontology annotation, molecular function: structural constituent of ribosome. Lineage: Eukaryota; Metazoa; Chordata; Actinopteri; Siluriformes; Ictaluridae. Bases 16 to 804 code for a protein of 262 amino acids.
CUCUGAUUUGUAAAAAUGUUUCAGAUGGCUGAGGAUAAUAAAAAGAGGGCUGCCCGCAAGCGGCACUGCAGUCGCAACCCUGUACUGGCCAGGGGUAUUGGACGCUUCUCCCGCUCGGCCAUGUUUGCCCGGCGCGCCAUGUACAAGAGGAAGACUAAGGCACCUGAAACCAGGAUUGAGAAGAAGCUGAAGGAGAAACCCCCUACCACCGUGGUGAAAACUGUUGGUGGAGACAAGAAUGGAGGUACCCGUGUUAUCAGACUGCGCAAGAUGCCACGUUACUACCCAACAGAGGAUGUGCCCCGGAAGCUGCGCAGUCAUGGCAUCAAGCCCUUCAGCCAGCACAGGAGGAAACUGCGUUCUUCCAUCACGCCUGGAACUGUACUCAUCAUGCUAACCGGCCGCCACCGUGGCAAGCGUGUGGUUUUUCUCAAGCAGCUGUCUAGUGGGCUCCUCCUUGUCACAGGUCCAUUAGCAUUGAACAGAGUUCCUCUGCGUCGUGCCCAUCAAAAGUUCUGCAUUGCCACUUCCACCAAGCUGGACAUCUCAAGCGUGAAGCUUCCCAAGAACCUGAAUGAUGCUUACUUCAAGAAGAAGCAGCUCAGGAAGCCCAAACACCAAGAAGGGGAGAUCUUUGACACUGAGAAAGAGAAGUACCAACUGACAGAGCAGCGGAAGGAAGACCAGAAAGCUGUUGACUCUCAGCUGUUGCCUCUUAUUAAAAAAGUUCCUCAGCUGAAAGGGUACCUGCGCUCCCAAUUUUUCCUCUCCAAUGGGGUGUAUCCCCACAAACUGGUUUUCUAAAGAAAUAAAACUUGGUUAUUCCACCCACUAA